This is a messenger RNA of Rattus norvegicus (Norway rat), 9832 nucleotides long. It is a transcript of the gene Entpd5, whose product is annotated as ectonucleoside triphosphate diphosphohydrolase 5. Lineage: Eukaryota; Metazoa; Chordata; Mammalia; Rodentia; Muridae. Gene Ontology annotation, cellular component: endoplasmic reticulum; extracellular region. Gene Ontology annotation, molecular function: hydrolase activity; GDP phosphatase activity; CDP phosphatase activity. The record is from RefSeq and is a predicted model, not a curated record.
AAACAUUUUUAUGUAUUUAUUCGAUAAGCAGUUCAGUAAGCAUGUGUGAGGUCGCUCAGAGUUAAGUAGUUAGUGUUAGAGAAGCAUGAGCCCCUGCUGCGCAAGUCCUCUGAGUAGAAGUUGUGAGAGGAGUGUCUUAGGAAGAUGGUAGAUCCAGAUUUCAGAAUAGCAUCAAUGGUGUCCCACAGACCAGUUAGGGACCAUGACAGUUCAAGUCUGAAGUAAUAAGGACCAGAAUUUAGUUAUCGGUGGAACUAGGAGGAAGAAGGAAGAGGGAAGGACGCUGCUAAUGUAGACUUGAUAAGAAUGUUGACUAGAGGGCUGGAGAUGGCUCAGUGGUUAAAAGCACUGACUGCUCUUCCACAGGUCCUGAGUUCAAUUCCCAGCAGCCACUAGGCUCAAAAACAUCUGGAAUGGGAUCUGAUGCUGUCUUCUGGUGUGUCUGAAGAUAGCUACUCAUCAUAUAUAUUAAAUAAACAAAAAAUCUUUAGAAAAAAAGAAUGUUGAAUAUAGACAGCAGGAGAGAAUAAAGUUAAAAACAUAAACAGUUUGUGUUUCCUGUGAGGAAAGACGUGGUGCUCCUGAAAAAGUGGGAGAUUAGCCAAAGGAUUUGUUCUCUCUUUGUAGAGGUGUAAAGCUGGAGGGCUGCUGUGCAAGUGCCAGAUUAAGGUAGCUCUGGUUCUGAAUUACUGUCUUGGGGUAAAUGCAAUUUAAUUUUUGAUUAUUUGUGUGUGUUUGUGUCUGUCUGUCUCUCUGUGGUAUGUAUACAUGAGUACAGGUGCCUGAGGAGGCUAGGGAUGUCAGAUUCUUUGGAAUUGGAGUUAUAGGCAGUUGUGAGCCUCUGAGAAGUCAACUCAAACUUGGUUCCCCUGCAAGAACUGCAGAGGCUUUUAACUGCUGGGUUAUCUCCCCAGCUUCUCUCUCUCUCUCUCUCUCUCUCUCUCUCUCUCUCUCUCUCUCUCUCUCUCUCUGUUUGUUUAAAUCCUAGUACAUCCUAAGAUUCUAAGGGAUGCCAGAAGUGUUUAUUGUUAACAAAGUGUCAGACAGAAAGCUUCCAUUGAAGAACUGGUGUGAUAUGGCUCAGGUAUAUAAGAUUAUGACCUGGUGCUUGUUGUGCAAGCAUGAAGACCUGAGUUUGGAUUCCCAGCAUCCACUCAGGAAGCCAGGCAUGGAAGUACAUACCACUGACCUCUAGUGCUGUCAAGUAGAAACAGACAGGUCACAGGGCCUUGCUGGCAGUCAUUCUACCUCAAACAGUGAGUUCUGCAGUCAGCAAAAGACCCUGUCUCAAUAAAGUGGGGAGGCUUCCCCUCUGACUUCCCCCUGCAUGCACACUGAGGCGUGUGCACACACGUGAACAUGUGCACUGAGGGGCAUAUGUUCCCACAGCCAAAUUUUAGUAUAUGCUAGACUUGGGCACUGAUCUGUUCAGGGCUGUGUAGGGUUACAUCAUGGACCCUGUCUCCAAAAUCAAGGUUCUGAGCCCUGUAUAUGUUUUCCUCUAUGCUCUUACUUGUGAGAAAGUUUAAUUUAUAUGUGAGGGACAGUGAGAGAUUCACAAUAAUAAAUGAUAAAAUAGGAUAAAUAGAACUAUGCUUUGAUAAGAGGAUAUUUGAAAGUUAUGAAUUGUUCAUUUUUAGAAUUUUCCAGUUAAGUAUAUUUUCCAACAGCAAUUAUCUGUGAAUAAUUGAAAUUUUGUUAGGCAAAACCAAGGAUAAAGGGACUGCUGUAAAUACCUCCCACAGUAAAUACGAGUUUAUGAGGUAAAGACAGCUUAUCACCUCAUAUUUCUCUAUAUUUAUUUAUUGGGGCAGUAUAAACCCCUCUCCAAUUAAUGGUGUAUUCUUAUCUAAAAGACUGAUUCUUCAUGCAUGGCUAAGAAAAGACCUUGUGAUUGUGAGGGAGGGGGAGCAAUACAACAGCUGUCUCUGGAAGGUAAUUAUUGUCCUCACUCAGUCAAACCUAAACAAUAGAGAAUGAAGGCGUGUACUGCCACGUUCAUUUGAUAUAAAAACCCACACAGUUUCAUUGUACAGAAUGAGCCUUAUGGGCCCUAGUGGUCUGUGUCUAACACUGUUCUGAUGGGAAUCAGAUGCAGAAGGAAGGAGUCUUGACUAUAAGAAGGAACUUUACAUUUGUUGUAACUACCAGCACUUCGAUUCUAAGCCUUUACUGGGAGUUAGAGGAUGCGAUUUGAGGAUUGGAGGAGUUUAUGAAGAAGGGGGGAUCUUAAAGAAUUGUGUUCACUACCCUUCUGAUGGCCGUGUGCUCUGACUAGUGUGGUGAGGUUUGGGCUGGGCUUUUGGGGCAGAGAGCCUUCCCUGACCCCCAGUGUGAGACGAAUCACCUCACUUGGAAAGUCUGACUGUUUGCUCUUGCUCUGUUUCCAUUUACACAGAUUUAAAAAUAACUCCUUGCUGAUGCUGUGAUAAAAAUUGAUUUUUUCAUUAAGCCUUUUUAUUAGUUUUAUUAGUAUUUUAAAUGACACGUGGUUAAGUGUUUUUGUGAUUUUCAAAGCUGUGUUGGCUGUCAGUCUUAACCCUUUCUACCAAAUACCUCUUCAACACACCAUUAAUCUACCAUUCUGUGGUUAGAAACACUUAUGUAAUUUUAUAUUUAUCCUCCGAGUAUUUAGUUUCAGUAGAUUGUUCAAUUAUUUACCAACAGAAAUAGUGACUUACAUAUUUUUUUACUCUUUCAGAAAUGUACCUGACUUUUAUUUGAAAUUUUUAAUUUGGUUUUGGUAAUAGAAAUGAGCAGAAUAUUGUAUGACAUGAAGUUUUAAAAAUGGAUUUUUUUUUCGGGGCUGGGGACCGAACCCAGGACCUUCCGCUUCCUAGGUAAGCGCUCUACCACUGAGCCAAAUCCCCAACCCCAAAAAUGGAUUUUUUUAAGUAAUAGGAUGAGAUUAUCAACAUAAAGUAGAAAACUUCAAGGGAUUUUAAAAAGCAGUAUCACGGGGCUGGGGAUUUAGCUCAGUGGUAGAGCGCUUACCUAGGAAGCGCAAGGCCCUGGGUUCGGUCCCCAGCUCCGGAAAAAAAAAAGAACCAAAAAAAAAAAAAGUAGUAUCACAUUUUUACCAAUUUUCUUCUUUUUAUGACCUUUUUGUUUUUAUGUAACUCUGGAACUUCCUAGGCUGACCAGGCUGACCAGGAGCUCAGAGAGGGAGUCCUAGUGAGACCUUGGGGGUUCGCUCUGUCUCCGCUGCGCUGCGUGCUCCCUUAGUCCAUUGGGCUGUAUCUCUGGUGCCUAGGGUGUCCAUGGGUGUCAUCCAAGCCCACAUGCUUCAGAUAAGAAGUAUUCCAAGGCUCUGACCCUUGGCAUUAGUUAUCUCCUGCCCCAGAUGAGGCUUUAUUCACUGCUGAACUCUCCCACACUUACCUUAUUAGGUCUACCUCCCUUUUGCUUAGUGUGGCCUUGGCCAUGUGUAGUCUUAUAGUUAAGUUUAUUAUUCAAAACUGUUAUCCGAGUUGCAUUUUAAACUUGCCCUAUGCUUAAUGUUUAACCUGGUUAAAGACAGCUUUGCUCUGGCCUCAGAUAAAUUGGCACUAGGCUGGUUUCUGAGUUACUGUCUUCAGAACUUUAGGUGGACUUCUCUCGUCUUUCCUACCUUUUUCUGUUGUUUUCAAUUGUUGGCAAAAUUACCAUAGGGUGUCACCAUGGAACCAUAAAGGAAAAGCAUGCCUGUUCCUUUAACAGUCUGAGAUAGUGUCUCCAAAAUGACUUCUCACAUUUGUCCUCUUUAGUCUGAAAUACCCAUGCUUUUUAGGCAUACAUUUCCCAUGAGUCAUCUCUUUAGGUUAAUGCCUUCUUUUGACUCAGGAUCUGCCUUGGCCCUUCAUCCUUUGAGAAACCUCCCGUUCAGCUCCUACCCCCAUCUUUCCCCUUCUAACAGUCACCAACUCUCACCCCUCCUGGCACCUUGCACACAUUUCUGCCAGAGAACUUAUCCCAACACCUUGUAGCCCUUAGUGUACCCAUGUUUCCCAGUAAGUUUCCUCACUAAAACUGAUUACCUUCAUAGAUCUAUGCUCUAACGUGAUGCCUGACACCAAUGCCCAGCUUUCUAGAGUCCAAUCCAGGAAUGGAAACUGUCUUUAACUUUUCCACCCUUUAAUAUAAAAACAACCACAGGGGCUGGAGAGAUGGCUCAGUGGUUAAGAGCACUUUUUGCUCUUAUAGAGAGCCUAUAUUUGGAUCCUGGCGCCCAUGUGGUGGCUCCUGGCCUUCUGGAACUUCAGUUUCAUCAGUGCCCUCUUUUGGCCCUCUUGGAAACCCACAAACACAUGGCAGCCACAGGGUUGGCACAUACACAUAAGUAAAACAUAAAAUCUUCAAAAAAACAAGGGGUUGGGGAUUUAGCUCAGUGGUAGAGCCCUGGGUUCGGUCCCCAGCUCCAAAAAAAAAAAAAAGGAAGGAUUUCUUUUUUUUUACUUAUUUUUGUUGUUUGUUCUGAGGCAAGAUCUCAUUACUUAGCUCAUGCUGGCCUUGAACUGACAGUUAUCCCUGGGUGAUUUCAGACUUGCAAUCCUCAAGCAAGCCUCCCAUAUGCUCAGACACAGGCCUAUUCUACCAAGUCGCUCUAGAAUUUAAUUUAAGAGACCUCUGCCCUAUGGGACAUUGGUGCCAAACGCCUUUAAUCCCAGCACUGGGGAGGCAGAAGUAGAAAGUUCUCUGAGUUCAAGGCCAGUUUGGUCUACAAAGCUACAAAGCUCCAGGACAGCCAGAACUACACAGAGAAACCCUGUCUGGCAGGGAGGGGGACUUCUGCCAUUCUGAUGGUUAGAAUUUAGCAAUUAUAAAAGUAAAUAAAUCGGGGUUGGGGAUUUAGCUCAGUGGUAGAGCGCUUACCUAGGAAGCGCAAGGCCCUGGGUUCGGUCCCCAGCUCCGGAAAAAAAAAAAAAAAAAAAAAGUAAAUAAAUCAAUCAUGAAUGCAGAAAAAAGGUGGAGACCUUAAGAGUGGAAGAUAAAGAGGCGAAUGACUUAGCAAAAUCUACACAACUACAAAGUAGCACGGGGUGACUCAUUUGUGAGGCAAGGCUUGAUUCAGGGCUCGACAAGGAGCAAAGAGCAAAGGCAAGCCACAGUGGACUCAUGCACUCACAGCAAACAGGCAGACAGGAGCUGCUUUUUAAAUUGGCCUACAAGACCAGCCUACUUGCUAUAAAAGAAGAAUCUGCCAAAGGGAGGGCUUUACAGACCUCCACAGGGGUGUGAGCAGCACUGCUUCAGCAACAGAGCCUCAGGUCCACAUCGUGGGAAGAGUAUGGCCACGUCCUGGGCGUCCGUCUUCAUGCUGAUCAUAGCCUAUGUUGGUGGCACUGUCUUCUACAGAGAACAGCAGACUUGGUUUGAGGGUGUCUUCUUGUCUUCCAUGUGCCCCGUUAAUGUCAGUGCCGGCACCUUUUAUGGAAUCAUGUUUGAUGCGGGCAGCACUGGAACUCGGAUUCACGUUUACACCUUUGUGCAGAGAACAUCAGGACAGCUCCCCUUUCUGGAAGGUGAAAUUUUUGAUUCUGUGAAGCCGGGACUUUCUGCUUUUGUGGAUCAACCCAAACAGGGUGCUGAGACUGUUCAAGAACUCUUAGAGGUGGCCAAGGACUCAAUCCCCAGAAGUCACUGGAAGCGGACGCCAGUGGUUCUGAAGGCAACGGCUGGACUGCGAUUGCUGCCAGAACAGAAAGCCCAGACCCUGCUCUUGGAGGUAGAGGAGAUCUUCAAGAAUUCACCUUUCCUGGUCCCGGAUGACAGCGUUAGCAUCAUGGAUGGGUCCUAUGAAGGCAUAUUAGCUUGGGUUACCGUGAACUUUCUAACAGGUCAGCUGCAUGGCCGUGGCCAGGAGACUGUGGGGACCCUUGACCUGGGGGGUGCCUCCACCCAAAUCACGUUUCUACCGCAGUUGGAGAAAACCCUGGAACAAACACCUAAGGGCUACCUCGCUUCCUUUGAGAUGUUUAACAGCACUUUUAAGCUCUAUACACAUAGUUACUUGGGAUUUGGACUGAAAGCUGCAAGACUAGCGACUCUGGGAGCUCUGGAAGCAGAAGGGACUGAUGGACAUACUUUCCGAAGUGCCUGUUUACCAAGAUGGUUGGAAGCAGAGUGGAUCUUUGGGGGUGUGAAAUAUCAGUAUGGUGGUAACCAAGAAGGGGAGAUGGGCUUUGAGCCCUGCUAUGCAGAAGUGCGGAGGGUAGUUCAAGGAAAACUUCACCAGCCAGAAGAGAUUCGAGGAAGCUCCUUUUAUGCUUUCUCCUACUAUUAUGAUCGAGCUGCCGAGACACACUUGAUUGAUUAUGAAAAGGGGGGUGUUUUGAAGGUUGAAGAUUUUGAAAGAAAAGCCAGGGAAGUGUGUGACAACUUGGAGAGCUUCUCCUCAGGCAGUCCUUUCCUCUGCAUGGACCUCAGUUACAUCACAGCCUUAUUGAAAGAUGGCUUUGGCUUUGAGGAUGGCACCCUCUUACAGCUCACAAAGAAAGUGAACAACAUAGAGACUGGUUGGGCCUUGGGAGCCACCUUUCACCUGCUCCAGUCCCUGGGUAUCACCAGCUGAGGCGAAGCACGUCCUCUGAAACCUGCGUUUCUGAACACUUGUUUUUACAGGAAGGAGUGGACUCAGACAUUUUCUGACCUUCUCUGGGAAAAGCCUGGACCGAAACCUGUUAACUGGCUUUAUUAGGAGGGAGGGGUUUGUAGAUGAGUCCUGCCCUUGAGCCUAGCGAUUUGGGCUUAGCUAAUUUUGCACAUCUAAUGUGAAUGACUCCCUAACCACUUGGUGGGCAUAUAGCUGGUACCAGAGUGUAAAUCUUUUGAGAUUCUUUGUUAAGUUACAGAGUCCUGCAAAGAAAAAAAAAAAAAGGUUUGGAACUCCAUGUUAGAAGCGAGUUCAGAGACAGGUCCCUGGGAACCAAAGAGCAAUCUCAUUCAACCCUUGAAUGCCUCCUUGCUUUGAGUGGUUUUAUUUUUGCUUAUAAGGGAAAUUAAGCUGAUUUACCCAAAUCCCAGAACACAUCAAUACUGGUAAUUUUUUCCUUCCUCCUACCCUUAUUAUAUUCCCUACCCUAAAAGCCUGGGGAAAAAUACCUGGUCUUGCUUUCCAUCUAUAAUUCAAAGAGAGAGGGGAAAAGAUACUGUAUCAGAAUUUGUGUGAUCCUGUGGCACACAGAUCAACCAAGUUAGAGCUUAGAGUUGUUUUAUUUUUAGAUAAGGGCCUCGUUAUGUUGUUCAGGCUGGCCUGGAACUCAGUGUGUAGCCCAAGUUGCCUUGAAUUAUCAAUUCUCCUGCCUCAGCUCCUGAACCUUGGGCUUACAGGUAUGAGCUAUUAUGCCCAUGUCAUUUUCAAUCCUAGCAGAAUGGAGAGUGGCUCCUAACUGCCCAGACUAGAGCUAUAAGCAAGGGGACCGUCUGUUCCGAGGGAUGGCUGUUGCCACUCUGGACUUGAGCAUUCAGCCCCAGGGAUGCCCCUAUCCAGUGCCAGCUCUGCCUCCCAAGCAGUGUUGUAGAAUGAAACCCGACCCUAACUUCUCACCUUGGUGUUUCUGUGAAGCACAACCGACCCGCGUUUUCUCUGUGGUUAGAGGUUAGCGUGUAUCUAAAGGCCCCCACUGCUCUCAGGGGGGCUGAGGUGUGAAGUGCUGAGGACUGAACCCGACUUCUUGGAUGUUAAGCACAAUGUGCUAGCCUACGCUUUCAAAGUGGUGUGCUCCUGCAAGGCCCUUGCUGAAUCUAGCUAUUCUCUGAAUUUAUUGUCUAGCUCAGGAUUUCAGAUCCCCUUUCCAGUGAUACCCAGAUUUGAUUUGAUUGCCCGUUUUGGUCCAUGUUGGUAUAGGUUGGAAUGGUGAGCAAUAUCAGAGAACCAUGUUUUCUCUCAGGACACUUUCUGUGCUGGGGUAGCACAGGCUGUCAUGCUCAGCAUAGGUGCUCGCUCUGCUGCACUAGUCCUUCAAAGUCGUGGCUUAAAGAUUUUAAACUUCUGUCACCAUGUUGUUUCUGGGAUGACAUCACUGGCCUCAGGGUCUCCUGUCGCUUGGCUCCUAACACAGCACUUUACCCUUCCUCUUCUCUUCCCAGGAAGUUUUCAUCUCCCCUAACUUAAUUUUUGGUCACCUCCUUUUCCUUCCGCUCUUCACAAAGGAUGUGACUAUGCCUGGGCCCCUGGCAGUCCUUGGGGAACCUUGUUUUUUAAGCCAUUACACUGAGUCAAUAAUGUAAAGAAAGAAAAAGGUAUUAGACUAGUAAUAGUCCACUAAAUGCUAUCACAGUUGAGAGAAACCAAGCUGUUUCCCUAAGAGUAAGCUAUGCUCACUAAAGAUGCCUUUACAACAGGCCUUAUGGCACAGGCCUGAAGUCCCAGCUCCCUUGGAGCUGAGGCGAGAGGAUUACAAGUUAUAGGCUUGCUCCGUAACCAGUCUGAGACUGCUCUGGGCACCUCAGUGCAACCCUCAACACUUAAGGAGAAGUUAGAAGACAGCACUCAGUGGCAUGUCAGGCCCUAGACUCAGUCCCCACACUAAAGCAAAGCAGACAACUCCAGCUCUCCACACAGCUGGUCUCUGACACCUUGGGGGACACAAGGGCCCUAGCUAUGGAGUGCGUAUUCCACAGACACCUAUGGUUACCUUGGAUACUGCCAAAACUCUUAAAUACAUGGACUUUUACCUCAGAAACUUGUCUUCAGAUAUCCUGUUAAUCUUCAGUUUUUGUUUGUUUUUGUUUUUUGGAGGAAGGCCUUCUCUCUAUGUAGCUAUGGCUGUCCUAGAAUUCACUCUGUAGAUCAGGCUGGCCUCAGACUCACUGCCUCUGCUUCUCUAGUAUUAGGAUGAGAGGUGUGCAGCACCACCACCACCCGGUAAUGUGGGCCUUUCUUACUAAGGGGCUUCUAUGUUCUGAAGUUCCAUCUCUGUGAAAACAUUAAUAUAUUUUAAAUCCUUGGGAUGUGCUCUGGUACAUGGUGGGUGCUGUGUGUUAUCACUAUUACAUGAAGAACAUCUGAAUCACAGAAGUCCUUGCAAAGUGUGCCUUAAAUUUCUCAUCAUUUAAGCUUUUUUUUUUUUUAAUACACUGAAGUCAGCAUUCAUAUGAAGGCUCCCUUUUUGAAAAAAGUCACCUUGUCCUGAGAGUCUCUGGCCAUCGUUUUUCCAGCACCUGCCAUUUUUUAUUCUGGGGACGUUUUCUGGGUUUACUGACAUCAUUACUUUGUUGCUUAGAAAGCUGUUCUGUGAGCAACAUCUGUCUCAUUCCUUCAAAGCUUUUCCAAAACAGUUUAGCUUAUUUUCAAAAUAAAACUGCUGGGCAUGAUAUUCUGUAGGGUUCUUACCUGGCACAGCCCAAGUUUCUUCUGGGGCCUCUCUGGCUCUUUGCAGUACACACUUCAAAACCCCAAGCACUGAGUCACUCCAUGCUAGCUGCUCGCCACCACACAUGGAGGGCUUGUGCCGCUGCCCAGCUCCUGACUGGCUCCUGAGGCUUCCCCAACUGUGUGUGCAAUAAGGUUACUGCUUUAUUACUGGACAGAGCGUGGUAUCCCAGAGAGGAGCAUAAAUAAAUUGAACUGUGGAGUGUAAUAAGGGAGGGAAAUAGCAGUAUUAAUACGAGCCGGCUGCUAUUUACCUUCAUGUCCCCCUUAAGCCCCAACUGCUUUUGUCAAAGCCAGUGUUAAUUUUAAAACAGCCUAACAAAAAUGUAUUGGGUAUUUCUAAUUCUUACUCUGUCAAGAUAAUUAUAUAAAUGUAUGACCAGCAUUAAAGUACUUUAUUUAGAAUGGAUUGUUACCGAGUGAAAUGAGGGACAGCAUCUCGGUGACUCCUCUGUGUAGUAAUAAAAACCUUUGAUUAAA